AUGGGCGCAGCCGACCCGACAUACCCUCUAUUUCCUGUAGCGAGCAUCAUCGCAUCUUUGCUCCUACUCCUUGUGCUGCUAUCGAGCUUUGUGCGCCAGCACUGGAAUCUGGGUGUCGUCUUCCUUUGCUUUUGGCUCUUUUUCGAGAACUUGACCAACUCCAUCAACGCUAUCAUAUGGUCCGAUAAUUUUGACGUGAGAUUGUACGUCUACUGCGACAUAGUCUCCCAUUUGCAGAUGAUAGCAUUUGUGGCAAAACCGAUGUCAACGCUCUUGAUCACACGUCGUCUGUACUUGAUUGCGCGCCCGCGGCUCAUAUUGUGGGAUAGACUAUUCGAGUGGACUCUAGGCCUCGUCAUCCCUGUACUUGUCGCUGGACCCAUAUAUUACGUGUCCCAAAGUGCACGAUUUGCGGUCAACGAGGGGUUUGGCUGCUCUGAAUCGGUGGCACUAUCUGCUGUAUCACUCAUAAGUUUGAGAUCCUGGGGUACUCUCCCACCUCUUCUGUCAUUGGCUCUCUAUCACACGAUGCUCUUAUACAAACAACGUCGGGAGCUGGGUCGUUUUCUAGGCUGCGAUGCUAUCAUGCCCCUCCCCAUCUACUUCCGUUUUCUCGCUAUCGCCACUCUUGAUAUUCUCAUGUCGUUGUCAGUCAACGUCACCAACGAUAUCAUUAUCCUCGUACAGUAUCUCGGUGGUUCUGAGAACGUCCUUUUCUAUCCCGGUUGGCAUGCGAUUCAUGACAGUCCUUGGCAUCCUACCGGAACGUCAUGGAAGGAGAUGGAGGCUGGUGGCUCGUUAUCUAUGGCACAAACUAUUUACACUCAGUGGACCUCACCUAUCCUGUCCUUUGCCGUAUUCGGGUGCUUCGGCCUGACGCGCGGCGCCCGCGCGUCGUACUGGACCGUCUUCUGGAUCAUUACCGGAUGGUUCGGCUGGAACCCUACUCGGUCUGCCAGACGCCGCGGAGCAAACCAAUCGGUCUCAAGUUCGUUCCGAUUCAAUCGCAAUACCAUGCCACAGGACAUCUCGCUUGCUAGCUGUGAGACCAGAUCUCUACCGAGGGUUGUUGAUAUUGCUCCCUCCCUCUCAGGUACAAGUACUGAGAGCAGGACCUUGGAUUCAGACGUGUCGUCUGAAGCAACCCAACUCAAGGGCCCCGCACGUUUUUCCGACGCAAACACCGAGGAUAGAAAACGAAGGUCUUCCGACCUAAGUACAACGUCGGUAGACCUCGGGGAGGUGCCGCACGGUGAUCACGAUGCGGCGUCGGCUGUGUGA
Molecule: messenger RNA, 1281 nt
Organism: Peniophora sp. CBMAI 1063
Lineage: Eukaryota; Fungi; Basidiomycota; Agaricomycetes; Russulales; Peniophoraceae
Source: the annotation of a GenBank genome assembly